CUCCUGCCUUGCCUCUCUAUCUCCUCCUUGUGGUCAGAGCUUGAGCAGGGUUGACGCUGACUCCCUCGUCUAGUACAUAUCUCCGACGGCCAUUCAGCUGUAUCCAAGUGCUGAUCCGUCAUGCAGACCAUCAAAUGCGUCGUCGUCGGUGACGGUGCCGUCGGAAAGACGUGCCUGCUCAUCUCUUACACCACCAAUGCAUUCCCCGGCGAGUACAUUCCGACAGUCUUUGACAACUACUCUGCUGGUGUCAUGGUUGACGGCAAGCCUGUCAGUCUCGGUCUCUGGGACACGGCAGGUCAAGAAGAUUAUGAUCGCCUACGACCACUGUCGUACCCGCAAACGGACGUAUUCCUCAUCUGCUUCAGCUUGGUCAGCCCUCCCAGCUUCGAGAACGUCAGAACCAAGUGGUGGCCAGAGAUCUCGCAUCACGCGCCCAACAUCCCGAUGAUCCUAGUCGGGACCAAGCUUGAUUUGCGAGAAGACCCAGAGACGAUCAUGAAGCUUCGGGACAGACGGAUGCAGCCGAUUUCAUACCCGCAAGGGAAUCAGAUGGCGCGCGAUAUCGGCGCAGUCAAGUACCUCGAGUGCUCGGCUCUGACGCAAAAGGGACUAAAGGGAGUGUUCGACGAGGCCAUCAGGAGCGUUCUUGCACCGGCGCCGGUCAAGAUGCGGAAGAAGAACAACUGUCUGAUUCUCUGAGAGCACGUAGGGCAUGAAGGAAAGACGCGCGGGGAGAACGCAGAGUGGCCGCAGCGGGAGGAUGCGUGCGGAGCAAGAAGCGGCGCUUGGCCGUGUCGGCAUGAGUACGGAAAUGGCAGUGCGGAUGUGGUGGUUUGCAGGCGUGGCGCGGUGUUGCGAUGGAUUGA
Molecule: messenger RNA, 869 nt
Organism: Tilletiaria anomala UBC 951
Lineage: Eukaryota; Fungi; Basidiomycota; Exobasidiomycetes; Georgefischeriales; Tilletiariaceae
Exons: 5
Coding region: 121-702 (193 amino acids)
Biological process (GO): regulation of cell shape; small GTPase-mediated signal transduction; actin filament organization
Cellular component (GO): cytoskeleton; plasma membrane; cell cortex
Molecular function (GO): GTP binding; GTPase activity; protein kinase binding
Source: RefSeq, a predicted model, not a curated record